Molecule: messenger RNA, 2437 nt
Organism: Cyprinus carpio (common carp)
Lineage: Eukaryota; Metazoa; Chordata; Actinopteri; Cypriniformes; Cyprinidae
Product: sialic acid-binding Ig-like lectin 10
Exons: 3
Coding region: 1089-1379 (96 amino acids)
Biological process (GO): G protein-coupled receptor signaling pathway; cellular response to fatty acid
Cellular component (GO): plasma membrane
Molecular function (GO): G protein-coupled receptor activity
Source: RefSeq, a predicted model, not a curated record
GGUAAACUAAAUGAAAAUAUGAAAUGUUGCCUUGGCAUUUAACUGCAAAUAAAAUAACUGUUUAAAAAGUAUUUUAUUUCAGUUAAAGUUUAUUUUAUUUCAAGUAAAAAUAGUUUUUGAAUUCAGCUUUAGUCUUUGUUAGCUAUAAUAACCCUGAUUUGUUCGGCCUUUCCAAAACACAUCUACUGUAUGUGUCAAAACCUUGCAUGACCCUAAAUGUAAAUUAUUCACAAAAUGUCAAAAAAAUAAUUAGUUUAACCAGUGUUUCAAGCAGUAAGAAAAUCGACUGACCCCAACACAACAGGAAGGUUAAAGGGUUAGUUCACCCAAAAAUGAAAAUUCUGUCAUUAAUGACUCACCCUCAUGUCGUUCCAAACCCGUAAGACCUCCGUUCAUCUUCGGAACACAAAUUAAGAUAUUUUUGAUGGAAUCUGAGAGCUCUCUGACCCUCCAUAGACCCCAAGGAUCCUUACAGGAUCAAGGCAGAAACAUAGCAAGGACAUCAGUAAAAUAAUCCAUGUGACAUCAGGGGUUCAACUGUAAUUUUAUGAAUAUAUUUAUUAGUAUUAAAAUAUUAAUAAAAACUAUAAUAAUAUUGCAAUUAUACUAAAAUAACAGGUUUUUCAUGACUGUGGAAAAUAAAGAAGCCAAUAUAAAAUAUUAAGUUUAUUUUUAGUUGUUUCAGCUUAUUGUACUGCUUCUUUUUUGGCAUAUUUUAAGUCAUUUUAAGUUAUUAAUAAGCCCCUCUGGAAACAUAUUGAGUUUAAUUUCAUUAAUAAGACCUCAAGUUUAUAUUCUUUGCAUGUCAGCCUUGUGUGAACAUCUCUUGAGCAUGUUUUAUGACAGCAGCAUGCGGUCAGAGACACAUAACAUGAAAAAAAUGACUAAAGAGCUUGUAAUGUUCUGGUUUCCUGGACAAACAUAACAAUAACAUACAAUACGAUACAUAUUUUGGAUUCAUUUCUGCUCCACUAGUGACUAAUUGCAACCUGUUUGAGGGACAUGACAACACUGGCUCAACCAAUAGCCCAGCCAAUGGCAGAUGGAGGAAACCAAAGAGUGUUUUUGCAGUUCUGUUCGUUCCUCAGAUGAUCCAGACGCCCCGCGGUGGAAAUGCUACGGUCGGACAGACGGUUCGUCUCACCUGUACGUCUGCCUCUCUACCUCCCGCCUGCUUCUCAUGGGAACUUAACGACCAGCCGGUGACCGCCGGCCAAUCAGGGAGUGGCGUGCUGAGUCUGCAGAUCUUCUCCACCAAUCAGAGUGGCCGUUACGCCUGCAUCGCACGGGAUGACGUCACAGGAGGGACAUCGAAGCAGCAGAUAGACCUGGCCAUUGUGGAUUGCAAACAGAGCCUUUGUCAAUGGAAACCACCCUGAUCCCACAUUACACAACUCACUCCCAAAAAACCUCACCGCCAUUCCCAAUAACAACAAUGGGAACAUCAACACAAUGUCACAAAACAUGCCCAGCAACUCCAACCCACUUCAUCAUAAUGGCCAUUUGAACACUGAUGUGUUCCAACACAACUUCAGCACAGUCCCAGACAAUGGGCAUCAAAACAAUUCAUAUCCAAACAAUGGCCCUCAGAGAUCGUUCCCACAGUUUGUCCAACACAAUCCCAAUAUCCUCAUAAAACGGGUAGUUCUCCGCCUGGUGCGCUUGUGCCUACAGUUCAUGUAAACCUCAACACCUUGCCACGUAAUGUCCAGUUUAGUAAUUCACAAACUCAAACGGUGCAUGUCAUCUUGAACACAUACCCUCCAGAAGCAAAUCAGAUGGUCCAGCAACAUGCAGAAAGUGCACUACAGAGUCAACAUAUUAACAGCAACCAUCAAAAUCAUUCUCAGAAUGGCUUGCUGAACUCAGACCCUUUGAUAUUGAGUAAUCAGACACAAACAAUGCUCAAUAAUGCUUCAACAAAUGGUUGUCACCAACCCAACGGCCUCAUUCAGACUGGAUACUCUCACCCUACCAAUCUAACCAAUGCAAACCGUCGAACUGCCAACUCAAGAUCAUCAGCAGAAGACCGAACUCAACGUUCAGAACGCACCUCCAACAGAUGCCUUGUGACCGUUUGCAGGGAACAUCUGCAUAUCCCAACCCUGAAGUCUAUAGUUCAGACAGUAGUGGAUCUUCAGAUUGGCCACAAUGAGAAGCACAGAGGGAUCGUUCUGCUCUGAGAUACCGGGAAACUGAAUCUUCAGGAAGGUUGAUCCAAGCUGCUCCUUUCCCCCAAAGAAGGGACCUCCAGAGACCAAUCGUGCUUAACCACUCUCAAAUGCACCCAAACGUGCAAAGACAAUCAAUCCAACAGAACUUAAGCACACAACCGCAAGUCUAAUUUCAAAUCCAGACCGCAAUACCUCAAAACCAUAGACUAUAAAAAAGGUGGCCGAUGCGUCUCCACUUCCUUCCACUAUAGAAAAGUGAAGCC